GGAACUUGGUGUGCGUUUUAUACGUGCCCUCCUUUGUGGUAGCUGCCAAUCCCAGUUCGGAUAAACAAAAUAUUGCGUCACUGUUAUUGUGCUAGUUGAGACUCCAGCUGGUCAGGGACAUUUCGCCACCAUUUCACCUACAUUCAGGCCUUUAAAGCUGUGUUUGCGAUUAAAAUUCGUCACACGGCACAGCGCAAAUGUCGCUUCAAAAGGACGCUUCAUCUGACGAGAGUUUGCAAGGUUCCUGGAUAGAGCUGCAUUUCAGUGGAACUGGCUCCCAAGGUGCCAGUCAUCGAGGAAGUCAGGAGCACAUUCCCACGUCCAGUCAGGAGGGGGACGUGGAGAAAAUGCUCCUAGAAGCGCAACACGAGUCAGGCAGGAGCAGCUCCAAAGGAAGUUCCCAGUGCAACAGCCCACUCAGAUCACAGACUCCCCUUCUUCUGUGGAGAGGCUCAGAGGGAAACAGCUCUCAGUCAGAUGAAGACUUUCAAGAGAGAAGACGUGAAGUGGAGAGUCUUAUGAAGAAAAAUGCUGACUGGAUAUGGGACUGGUCCAGUCGGCCCGAGAACAGUCCGCCAAAGGAGUUCCUGCUGAAGUACCCCAAGCGCUCGACCUCGCUCAGCAUACGGAACACCAGUGUCAUGAAGAAGGGCGGCAUCCUCUCCGCUGACUUUCUGAAGAUAUUCCUUCCCUCGUUAAUCAUUUCUCACAUUCUCGCUCUUGGCUUGGGGAUAUUUAUUGGGAAGCGACUAACUUCCCACAACACCUACUGAGCAAGCUGCUGAUGCGUUUAGGGACACCGCGUUACGACCAGCUUGGCAUGCCUUAAAUUGGGACCUGUACCAAGUGACUUGUGAUUCUGACUGAUUGCCCCACACCAGCAUGAAGACCCAAUGAUCUCUCACUGCUGUGUUGUUGAAUGCACCACAACCAAUCUCCCUGUCCAUGAUGUGUUCGCUGUUAACUGAGAUGAUCGUUUUGCUGCUUACUGCUCCUUACACAUGCAUGCUAUGGGACAAAUAUAUAUGAUAUAUAUGUAGAUCACUUUUUUUGAUUUAAUUAAAAUCAGAUUUAAUUUAU
This is a messenger RNA of Gambusia affinis (western mosquitofish), 1080 nucleotides long. RefSeq names its product BCL2 interacting protein 4 (gene bnip4). The coding region runs from base 198 to 773 and encodes 191 amino acids. Lineage: Eukaryota; Metazoa; Chordata; Actinopteri; Cyprinodontiformes; Poeciliidae. The record is from RefSeq and is a predicted model, not a curated record. The transcript has 6 exons. Gene Ontology annotation, biological process: positive regulation of apoptotic process; mitochondrial outer membrane permeabilization. Gene Ontology annotation, cellular component: mitochondrial envelope; mitochondrial outer membrane; nucleus.